Molecule: messenger RNA, 2525 nt
Organism: Archocentrus centrarchus (flier cichlid)
Lineage: Eukaryota; Metazoa; Chordata; Actinopteri; Cichliformes; Cichlidae
Gene: zc2hc1a
Product: zinc finger, C2HC-type containing 1A
Exons: 11
Coding region: 107-1036 (309 amino acids)
Source: RefSeq, a predicted model, not a curated record
ACUAGGAAUAAAUUAUUAUUUGAAUACUAUCUACAUGACAAAAUAAAUUAAGGUUUGGCCGUUUUCAAACAACAGCACCAGGACCAGACAAGGGAAUAACAUAAGGAUGGAAGAAUUUGAAGAUGGUGACGCUCCUCCGGUUGACGAUCGGGUUCAAUGCAAUACCUGUAAAAGAUGUUUCUUCCCCAAAGUCCUGGAGAAGCAUGCAAAAAUUUGCCAAAAAUCAACAGCUAAAAAGAGGAAGGUUUUUGACUCCAGCAGACAGAGAGCUGAGGGAACUGACAUCCCUGUACUGAAACCCAUCAAACCAAAGUCACAAAGUUCAUCUGCUACUGAAAGAGCAGAACCCCCGAAGAAGCCAUCAAAUUGGCGCAAGAAACAUGCAGACUUCAUUGCCACCAUCCGGGCUGCCAAGGUCCUCAAUCAGGUUAUGAAGGAUGGGGGACCACUGCCCCCACCACCUCCUCCUACUUAUGACCCAGACUAUAUCCAGUGUCCUUACUGUCAGAGGAGGUUCAACCAGAGUGCAGCUGACAGGCACAUCAAAUUCUGUCAGGAACAGGCUGCCCGAAUGCCCAACAAAAGCAAGUUAGGAGAUGCCAAGAAGCCUCCAAGUCGCACACAGUACAAGCCUCCUGCUUCCGUAAAGAAGGCCAACACUCCUGCUGUAUCAACCAUCCCUGCAGCCUCCUCCCGUUUACCCCAGAGAUCAGGCCUCGGUCAGGCCACUGGUAUCCCAUCUAGCAAGGCCUCCUCAGCAGGAACAGUGAAGAAUAAUCCCUCUGGGCUCACAAGCCCUCCCUCAGGUGUGGGAAGUAAGACCCGAGUAGCAAGCUCUGGCUACGGAUCUAUGAGGAACACUGGUCUCAACAAGAAGAAAGUAGACACCUACAUAUCUAGGAAUGAUAUUGAUGACGGGAACGACGUUGGGAAUGGCGGAACGAAGAGCAAGUUUUGUCACGCUUGUGGGACAAAGUACCCUGUUGAAUCUGCCAAAUUCUGCUGCGAGUGUGGGGUCAGGAGGAUGUGCAUUUGACAGCAGUCAAAAGAAAAAUAAAGUAGAGGGAAAGGAGAGAUGUACCAAUCCUGAAAUUAGUGUCACAGAUUUUCCCUUAAGGUAGUAAAGAGAGGAAAAAAAAAACCCAAUUAUAUCCAUCUUUAUUUUCCCACACAGAUCUUAUUUCUUGGCAGUGAAGGUGCUGUGUGCAGACACACUGAAUAAUAUCCAAAUUCUGAACAGUACAGCCCACAUUUCUUUGCAUAUCUUACCAAAAGCAGUGCAGUUCAUUACAGGCUGACUGAUCGCUGUGGUGAACAGAUCUGGUACAAAGGUCAGUUAACCUGGAAGGGUUUAAGACACCAGUGCCUGAUGUGGCUUUUACAAGUAUAACCCAUGAGUAGCUUUUCUUUCACUGCUCGAUCUGCUCACAGCAUUGCUGCUCUUUCCAUUAGCUUAUAAAAUGAGCAUUGCUGCCAUGAAACUAGAGCCCAUAGAGAGUCUGAGAAUAGAUAUUUUCAGUGAAGGGGAAGGUGGUUGGGAAAUAAAAGGUAAGACUUAUAAAGGAUAUUCGGUAAAUGCUAUUAGUGCGUCUUUAGAAGGGAGUCGAUGAGAGAUGAGUGAGAGUCGAUACAGACUUAAAAGCGGGUUGAAAAAGUAAAGGAAACGUGUUGGGUGGCUGAUUAGAGGUGAGGGUAAUUGCCCCUGUAUCAUAAUAAUUCAGCCCAUGAUUUGAAAUGCAUUCCUUAAUCCCACCUGUCUCCGCAUUGAUGUGCAAUAAUGAUGACUACUGAAGAAAGCAGUGCGGUUUUCUAAAGAUAAUUGCCUCUAAUUUUUCUUAUCGCCCUGUUUUGAUAGGAACCAGCCCCCCCAAAAAAUGUCGUUUGUACAGGCCAGUGCUCCCUUUAAGGGCACUCCACAGGCAAAAUUUCUCACAUUACACACAAAUGUAGCAUUUACUCAUUCCCUUUAUUCCCAUUCAUUUUAUACAGUUAUUUAUUUUCUUAUUCCCUUUCAUUUUUAUGGACUGAACAGUGAUUGUACGUUUGUUUUUUUUUGUUUGUUUGUUUUUAAUGCUCUAUAGAAUGAAAAUGUGUUUUAUUUAGAUUUGUAUGAAACCUAAAUGCACCUGGAUGUGUUGAAAUUGCUUUAUUUCUUUACAGUGUUUUUACUGAGUCAGUGUUCAGUGCAUUUAGGUAUUUAGGAUCAAAAGUACGGUGACCCUAAAGACAUCUAGCUGUCGACCUUUGCUCGAUUACCCCCACAUAUGUAAUUUGCUGGUGGGACUUGAAGAGAGGAAACCCUCUCCUUGAGGUGCAUGAUUAAUUUAAGACAUUUAACAGCAUUUAUUUAUCUAAGUAAGGCAUUUAUUGCCGAACUGUAUUUAUGUGACACGAUGGGAAAGGUUUAAGUGGAAUGGAGGCCUGUUUUUUUUCCUAUGCUGAUAAGAUCAGGUGUUGGCCUGGAUAUGAUUGUGCACUUAAUGCUGUGUAUAUCCACCAUCAAUAAAUUUUGAAGACAGCUGUAA